Messenger RNA from Lodderomyces margitis, 1809 nucleotides. It is a transcript of the gene GAP6, whose product is annotated as Gap6p. The record is from RefSeq and is a predicted model, not a curated record. Gene Ontology annotation, biological process: amino acid transmembrane transport. The coding region runs from base 1 to 1809 and encodes 602 amino acids. The transcript has a single exon. Gene Ontology annotation, molecular function: amino acid transmembrane transporter activity. NCBI's taxonomy places the organism in Eukaryota, Fungi, Ascomycota, Pichiomycetes, Serinales, Debaryomycetaceae. Gene Ontology annotation, cellular component: membrane.
AUGUCCUCCGUGUCACCAAUGGCAUCAGUCAAACUGCAAGAAAAGAGUGCAAAUGAUCUCAAUGCUACAUCCAUAUCCAGUACAGGUUCAAAUGAACCCAAACGAAAUGUAUGGACCAAUUUCAAAGACUCAUUCAAACCACCAGAGUCAACUAAACUGAGUCGGCCUCCUCCUCAACAACAGACAUCCAAUUUCAAUUCAUCAGAUGAUGUAGAUUCCACCAACAAGAUUCCCGAAAACAACAACGGCAGCAGCGAUGACAUUGAGCAAGGAAGCAUUCAUGCUCCUCUCAAACAAACCCUUAAAAAGAGACAAUUACAAAUGAUUGCUCUUGGUGGAUGUGUCGGGUCGGGGUUGUUAGUGGCGUCUCGUUUAGCCAUGCAGAAUGGUCCUGCCAGUUUAAUCGUUGCUUGGAGUAUCGUGUCAACCUUUUUAUACUGUACUAUGCAAUCAUUGGCGGAAUUGUCGAGUAGUUAUCCAGUCACUGGGUCAUUUGCUACUUAUUCAGUCAAAUUCGUUGAUCCAAGUUGGGGUUUUGCCAUGGGUUGGAACUAUGCCAUGUUUUGGGUUAUUGUGCUACCUUUGGAAUUGGUGGCAUCAGCAUUGACGAUAAACUUUUGGAAUUCCGAUAUCAAUAGUGAUGCAUGGGUGGCAAUCUUCUAUGUGUUGAUUUUCGUCCUCAAUAUGUGUGGUAACAAGGGAUUUGGUGAAACCGAAUUUGUUGCAUCAAUAAUCAAACUAUUGGGAAUUGUUGGAUUCAAUAUCUUGGCCAUUGUGUUGAUAUGUGGCGGUGGCGAUCAGGGUUUUAUCGGGGGCAAGAACUGGCACCCUCCUUUCACUACUGGUUUCAAAGGGGUUGUGUCGGUUUUAUUAACGGCAACCUAUUCAUUAGCUGGAACCGAGUUGGUUGGACUUACAUCAAGUGAAUCAGCAGGCGAUUCGAGAAAAAUUUUACCUAAAGCUAUUAAGCAAGUUGUUUGGAGAAUUCUUAUAUUUUACAUGACUACCUUGACUUUGCUUGGGUGCUUGGUUAGUCCAAACAAUCCUGAUUUGACUAGUGCUGACGGAAAUGCAGCUUCACCAUUUGUCAUUGCUAUUAAACAAGGAGGAAUCAAGGGUUUACCUUCGGUUUUCAAUGUCAUUAUUUUAGUGGCUCUCUUGGCCAUUGCUAAUUCCGCCGUUUAUGGAUUUUCAAGAACAGUAUUGGCAUUAGCUGAACAAGGCUUGGCACCUAAAAUAUACACAUAUGUUGAUAGAAAGGGAAGACCGUUGGCUGGAAUUGCCACAUCAGCAACCGUUGGAUUAUUAUCAUUUAUAUCUGCAUCGAAAAGCCAAGCUGAUGUAUUUGAUUGGUUGGUUGCUUUGUCAGGAUUAUCUACCUUAUUCACUUGGGGAAGUAUCAAUGGAGCUUUCAUUAGAUAUCGUAUGGCAAUGAAAGAACACGGUAGAUCAACUGAAGAUCUCGCCUACAAGUCAAACACCGGGUUGCUAGGUGCUUAUUAUGGAUUAAUUGCCAAUGUCGCCAUCUUGGGACUCCAGUUCUGGCUUGCAUUGUUUCCGGUUGGAAAAUCACCAGAAGCAGUUACAUUUUUCAAAACUUAUCUUGGUGGAGUGAUUGUGCUUGUCUUUUAUGUUGGCCAUAAACUUUGGACGAGGAAUUGGAGACUUUAUAUCAAGGCCAGAGACAUUGAUCUUGAUAAUGGCAAAUCGGCAGUCGACAUUGAUUUGAUUAAGCAGGAAAUCCAAGAAGAAAAAGAAGCUUUAAGGGCAAAACCAUUGUACUAUAGAAUUUAUGAUUUCUGGUGUUGA